This is a messenger RNA of Fusarium oxysporum Fo47, 1239 nucleotides long. Its product is annotated as homeobox domain-containing protein. Gene Ontology annotation, molecular function: DNA binding. The transcript has 3 exons. The record is from RefSeq and is a predicted model, not a curated record. Bases 1 to 1239 code for a protein of 412 amino acids. Gene Ontology annotation, biological process: regulation of DNA-templated transcription. NCBI's taxonomy places the organism in Eukaryota, Fungi, Ascomycota, Sordariomycetes, Hypocreales, Nectriaceae.
AUGUCUAUGCUUGCUACAGCAUCUCCUUCUCCUCACCCUUCAUCCUUCGGCAUGCCCCGUCCAUGGGAAACCAACCGAUGUCCCGACUAUUCGCUUCGACCGAGGACCGAGAACGACAAAGUUGCACUUCCUUCAAUUCGACAGGCAUUCCCCGAAUUACAACUUCAGACCCAGCCGCCACAUGAUCUCAAUACCAAGCCGCCGUCUACAGGGCCACCCUUGGGCGCACCACCAUUGACCGCAGCAUCGCCUCAAUAUAUACACUCACCCAAUUCUAGCAAAAGAAGGAGACUAUCAAUGGAGCGUGAAGUUGAAACGGAGAGAGUCCGUCAAGUACCACGCUUGUGCUACAGUCCCGAUCGAGCUUCGCCCAGGCAGAUUUCACCACACAUACCUAUCCAAGGGGGGUCACAGGAGAAUUGGGCCGCUCCCACAAGGACAAGCCCGUUUCUGACAAACGGGUCAAAUUCUCACUCAGCCCCAAUGGAAGCCAGUGAGAGAGCAGAGUCUCGGCCGACGCUGCCCAGUCUUCCUCCACCACGUUCUUUGGAACGAGAACUACCUGUGGGCCGUGGCACAGCACCUUCAGACGGCUAUCGACCACCUCAGCAGUCGAUGUCACAUUCACGAACUCCCAUAUCUGAGCCUGGCGUCUCACCAUACCGUGAAAACGGUUAUGGGUAUCCUUACCACCACCCAACACGAUAUCAGUCACUAUCCACGGGAUCCUCUCACUCGUAUGAUCGGACACCUUUCACUCCAGGCACAUAUAAUACACCUUACCAAGAUUUUGUUCGAUUUGGAGACAUGAGCUCUGCCAGUCUCAGCGGUGAUAACAAACAACGGAAGCGAAGAGGAAACUUGCCCAAAGAGACUACAGACAAGCUCAGGGCGUGGUUCGUCGCACACCUUCAACACCCAUACCCUACCGAGGACGAGAAGCAAGAUCUCAUGCGACAGACUGGACUGCAGAUGAAUCAAAUCUCAAACUGGUUCAUCAAUGCUCGACGUCGCCAAUUGCCAGCCAUGAUCAACAACGCUCGCGCCGAAACUGACGCCAUGACGGGCGCUCGAGGCGGUGACCUAAAGGUCCUCGCCACAACAGAACGGGGUGACUUUGACCACUCCAAACGAGAGCCCGCUGGACCCUUAAGUGACGGUGAGGGCGCCACUUAUGACGAGGAACUUGAGGCGUUGAGCCAGCGAAGGCCUGGCACCAUCGGCAGGGGCAGUGUCUAA